AUGAGGAUAUCACAGUUAUGUUCGAGUCGGAUUGGGAUUUUGAUGCUGUUGUUGGUACAGAUGUUUGAGCAGGUAAGGCAUUAGGGGUAUAUAUUGGCAUUUUAUAGUAAAAAUUUGGCCAAGGGAGGAUGGAAGUGGUAAAAAAUUUGUUUUAAAAUUAAUCAGGGGGUGGAUCAUUCAAAAUUUUUUUCACAAAGAUUUUUUUUAUAAAUAAGGGUAGGGGUGAAGUAGAGAAUCCUAGCCACGUUACGGUAACAUUUUUCAGACCCACGCCCUCUCAAUUUUAACAUUCAACUUCUCAAAUCAAUUCCGGUCGAAUCAUUGCAAAGCCCGGAACUGUCGGACCAAAAUCUGCGUAAAACAAUAUCAACACAAAUUCACACCCAAUGAGUACUGCAUCUUCGGUGGACAUACGGUAGACUGGACUUGGGUUGAGGAAGGAGAUUCUCAUGUCACCAAGAUUCCAAUCAACAACACUAGGGUAAGUUUUUUAUAAGGAGGGUAGGGUAGAAUAUGAGAUAGUAGAGCCGGGAUGUUGAGUUUAGAGUAAGGCAUGGUAGACUAAGAUAGAGAGGAGGGGUGGAGGGGGGAGGUAUAGUACAGUUGGUUAUGGCAGGAUAGGGUAAGGUAACGCUGGGUAAAGUAUGAAAGAUAGAGUAAGGUAGUUCAGAGUAAAGUAGAAUAAGAGGAGGUACGGUAGGAUUGGGUAAGAUAUAUUAUAGUAGGGCGGGUCUGGGCAGAUUAGAGUAAGGCAAGGUAUAGCAACAUUGUAUGGAGUAGAGUAGAGUUAGUUAAGGCUGUUUAGGAUCUCGUAAGUUGGGUAAAGUAGGAUAGGGUAGGGUAGGGUAGGGUAGGAUAGGGUAGGGUAGGGUAGGGUAGGAUAGGGUAGGGUAGGGUAGGGUAGGGUAGGGUAGGGUAGGGUAGGGUAGGGUAGGGUAGGGUAGGGUAGGGUAGGGUAGGGUAGGGUAGGGUAGGGUAGGGUAGGGUAGGGUAGGGUAGGGUAGGGUAGGGUAGAUUAGGGUAGGGUAGGGUAGGGUAUGGCAUUUUAAAAGUUUUAUUUCUUCAGAAUUCCGUGACAGUCAUAAUUGAGACUUUUCUCUUCAACAUUACGACUUUAAAGCCUUUGGAGAAAGAUGAAAAUGGCAACAGUUUAGUCGGUGAGUAUUAUUUUUACUUCAUUUUUAUUGAUUUUUGACCAUUUUUCAAAUAGAGUAUGAUAAAAAAAACUAAGUUUUGACCUUUACCUUCCACCAAAAGCCAUAAAAGGUGUUUGUUUAGAGUGUCGGUACUCCGCGCAUCCUUUAAAAGUCGGGAUUAGUGACAGUGGUUGGGAAUGGGUAAUUGGAUUAGGAGGAUUAGUGACAAAAGGGUUAAUCGUGUGAAAGUUGAAUAUCAAUAGGCAUGGGAAACAGGUUUAUGGGUAUUAUAAACAGGGUUUCUGAAUUUGAAGUUUCUGGCUUUGGAUUUGAAUUUGGCUUCGGCUGUUUAAAUUUAGGUUUUGGUUUAAGCUCCGGAGCCGGUGCGGUUCUGAAAGCGAUGAGGUGUUGCUCCGGGGGUCUUUAGAGUAGUAGUAGGAGGGAGAGAGAUAGUAAUUCUAUAUUUUACUGGCUUUUCUGCAUCGUCUUCGUCUUUUAUACUGUUUUGAUAUGGCUAUGUAUCCUGAGCCUAAGCCGGAGCAGCCCUAGAGACGAAACUGCCUCAGGGCCAAAGCCGGCUCCGGAGUCGGUUAGAGCUGCUCCGAGGUGUUUAGUACUAAAAUUUGAAAUUUUUAACUCUAGCUUUAGCUUUGCUUUUUUAUAACUUUUUCUCUUCAGCUUACGGGCUGGAGCUUAAGCCUGAGCAACUCCAAAAGCUCUAAAGCUGUAAAGCUGGAGCAGGCUCAAAGGCCUUUGGGAACUCUAAUUAAAACUGAUAAAGGAGCAAAUUUUAAAGUAAAGUGUUUCACUUUGGUUUAAAAAAACGUCUUGUUGUUAAUAUAUAUCAGUUUAUACAGUAAAAAACGACAAAGCUUUUGUUACAUUUUUAAACUUAGUUUUUUGCUAAAAGCGGCUGGAUUUAAAAAAAAUUUAUGUAGCUAUACGAUUACUUUUACAUUAUGUUGUAAUCAAUAAAUAUAGGUUGUUAUAUUUUAAUCAAUUAAUAUAAGCUAUCAUAUUGUAAUCAAUCAAUAUUGAUUACAAUGUAAAAACAUCUUGGCUAUUACGUCCUACUGUAAUCACUUAACAUUGCAAUGUCAUAAAAUUUUUAUGGCUUGUUUUAACGAUUCAUUCGCUCCGAAAAAAACAGCUUCUGUAUCAAAUUAAUGGCCUGAUAAGCAGGUCAAUCGACAUUUAUGCAAAUAUUGCGACACGCGUCUUAUUAAUGAUAAGAAUGUCGAGGUUUGUGGGUGAUAUGACUACAAAUAGUACGGUAAAACAUUAAAAAAUUUAAAAAAAAAAUUUUUUUUGAGUGAAAGUUUAUAAGAGAUGACUUUUAGAGGGUGCGAAAAAAUGUCGUAUUUUACAUUAUAUUAUUAUAAAACAUAAAGAUAAACUAUAAUUCCAGAUCUCCAAGUGUGGAAAGGCACAUUACCAUCAAAAUAUGCCCAUAUUGAUACGAAAAAAGACUUGACUUUCAAAUCGGAAUGUGCUCUGGAUUACUAUGGUGAAGAUUGCUGGACUCACUGUCAGAUCCAAGACUUUGAUAAGAGGAUCGGAGAGUUUGAAUGCAAUUCAAAAGGGGAGAAGGUCUGCAAAGCUGGGUUCUAUGGCCAGAAGUGUGACCGAGGUAAGGGUUACUGUAGUUCUUUGGCUAGAAACGCUUAUAAAUUGCCCUACCCUACCCUACCUUACCCUACCCUACGCUUCCCAACCUUACCCUACCUUACCCUAUCUUACCCUACUUUACCCUACCUUACCCUACCUUACCCUACCUUACCCUAUCUUACCCUAUCUUACCCUACCUUACCCUACCUUACCCUACCUUACCCUAACUUACCUUACCUUACCUUACCUUACCCUACCUUACCCUACCUUACCCUACCUUACCCUACCUCACCCUAAUAUUAAUAUAAAAUGCCAUUUCAGCCACAGCAUGCUCAUCCGACUGCUUAAAUGGCUACUGUAACAAGAACGGUGAGUGCAUGUGUAAUAUCGGAUAUCAAGGAGAGAAUUGCGACCGUUGUAAGCCUUCAAAAGGCUGUGCGAAUGGCUACUGUGAACGGCCAAAUGAAUGCAAAUGUUUCCCCGGCUACAGUGGCAUCAACUGCACUUUCUUGAGUAGCGUCUGUGAAGCCAAACGACCGUGUUUGAAUGGUGGGAAGUGCAAAAACAUGGACAGAGGGAGCUAUCGGUAAGGGAUUAAAGGUUUAGUGUAGAAUACAUCUAGUUAAAGUAAGCUCAGCUAGAGUAGGUAUAGGAACAGGUAGAGCACGUUAAGGUAGGAUUGAGAAAGAAAAAUUUAGCUAUAAAGCAUUUUUUUGCUUUUUAAAAGUGAUAUUGUUGUAGAUGUGACUGCCCUCCAGGAUUCAUUGGUACUCAAUGUGAAAAGAAGAUCAACUCUUGCAAUGACAGUCCUUGCCAGAAUGGCGGCAAAUGCGUUCAGGUAUGUUAUACUUUUCAAAUCUUUAUUUUUUUAACUAUAACAUACCUAAAAUCUUACUUUUGGCCACAGUUUAUUUUAAAUGAAUCUAUGAAAAUACUAUUCGUUACAGCCAUUUGGUCACCCACUAUCAUGUAAAUGUCCAGAAGGAACGUUUGGUCAAUAUUGUCAAGUAAAAAGCCAAUCUUGUGACGAUUUACCAUGCCAAAAUGGAGCACAAUGUUUUCAAAUCAGAGGGAAAGUGCACUGUGCGUGCUCUCAAGGAUACAGAGGUGACAUCUGUGAUCAAAAGGUGUUGGCUUGUACCGAAAGUUCUUGUGGGAAUGGUAAGUUAUCUAGACUGUUUUGGGACGGGAAAGUUGGGACGGGAAGAUUUUUAUUAGUAAAAUACAAGCUCCUUUAAAAUAGAUUUGUUUAAAAAACGACAUUUUCAGGUGGAGAAUGUGUUGAAAACCCGCUAAAACCAGGUGGAAUCGAGUGUAAAUGCCCUACGGGUUUCUUUGGCUCACAUUGUGAAAUGGUGGUUCAUGAUUGUAGGGUAAGUUGAUAAAGAUAAAUAAUGAAAAUAUAUUUAAUAAAAACGUUUUUAAGGGAAGUUACAGGCAAAAACGUUGAAAAAAAAUUAAAAAAUUAAAUUUGUGUGAAAUACGGUUAUUAAUUAUAAUCUGUGUUUCACAUAGUAUUAUACAAUGUAUAAGAAGAUAAAGUAUAACUAUAAUAUAAAAAAGCAAAGUAUAAAAGUAAAAAUUACUUAUAUUGUAGUCAUCACCGUGUCUAAAUCAAGGGAAAUGUGUGAAGAACGAGACGGGAUACAAUUGUCAAUGCAAAUCUGGCUUCACUGGAGGCUACUGUGAGAUUGUAAUACGACAGAUGGAAGUUGAACAUAAAGCGUAAGUUUUAAAAUUUAAAAUGUGAAAUUAUGGUUUUUACUGAAUAAGUUCAGGCUUAUUCUUAGGCUUAUCUUUGGGUGUAAUCAUAAGUUUGAUUUUAGGCUGUAGCUAGGCUUUAAAAUUUAAAAAAUUUUAAAAAAAAUUCUUUGAAGUAAAGGUUAGCUAUAACAUUUCGAUUUCAGCUACGUCUUCUUCUCCAUUCCAAUAAUCAUCAUUACCAUCAUUGUGAUCACAGCCUUCAUCGCUCUUUUACUAUUCGUCAAAAAGAACCUGAACAUGCCAGCUUUCCUCGAACAAAUUCAACGUGAAUCCCCAGCUCCACCACCGUAUUCAGAAGCCAGUAUUGUUGGGACGAAACUUUUAGUGAGAUCAAUGUCGAAUACAGAAGAAUUGAAGGAAUUGAGAGCAGAUGAGUUAGGGAAGGGCGACAAGAGCAGGCGGAAACGGUAGGUUUUUGUGAGGGUUUGGCACUGGGAUUGAGAUCGUUCUCGAUAGAGUAGAUAAAGGGGAUGUUUUUUGAGUAGAGUAGGGUCAGAUUUUUUUCAAUACUGGUUUUAAAAAAUGCAUUUCCAGAUCACCAUCAAACGACUACAGUUCAGAGCCGACCGAAGUCGACUCAUUAUAUAACCACAAAUCUUAA
This is a messenger RNA of Bursaphelenchus okinawaensis, 5109 nucleotides long. The record is from the annotation of a GenBank genome assembly. Lineage: Eukaryota; Metazoa; Nematoda; Chromadorea; Rhabditida; Aphelenchoididae.